Letharia columbiana is the source of this 360-nucleotide messenger RNA. RefSeq lists its product as uncharacterized. The coding region runs from base 1 to 360 and encodes 119 amino acids. Lineage: Eukaryota; Fungi; Ascomycota; Lecanoromycetes; Lecanorales; Parmeliaceae. The transcript has a single exon. The record is from RefSeq and is a predicted model, not a curated record.
AUGAGUGGAAUUCUCCCUCGCGUACGACUGGCCUUGGAAUCCGACUACCUCAGCUAUGGCACAGACAGUCCUCCGCAAAUCUUCCACGAUUGCGUCGUCGUCCGUAACCCAAAGCUCAAGGUCCAAGUGACUUUCUACGACCAAGACCCGGAGAAGUACCCCGAAGAAGCGCCAUCGUUCACACGGGACAUCUUGAUCUCGGCUAAGGAACCUGUCACGUUCAGCCCAUUCUGGCCAGUAUCCCAGAAGAUGUCGGAGAACGCUGCAGAAUACUGGGAGGAUGUUGGGGAUACGUGGUGCCUGGGAGUUUCUGGAAUAAAAGCCGUGGAGUACAUGCGGAUCAAGAUUAUGGAUGCGUGA